AUGACCAUCUGCCACAUCGUCUUGUUUAAAUUUCGGGCAGACACCGCCGUCACGACCCGAGACGAGUUUCUUACGCAAAUCAAGACGCUCAAGUCACUACCCUGCGUAAAGAACCAAAGGCUCAUUGUUGGUGGGCCCUCUAUUACGGAGCCUGCGGAGAAGAGCAAAGGAUAUCAGUAUGCCUUGGUGAGCUAUCAUGAGGAUCGGACUGCGUUGGACGCAUAUCAAGCAAGCAGUGAGCACGAAAGGGUCACUCAUGCAUAUUUUAUUCCCUACAAAGAAGAUCUGGUUCGAUUUGAUUUCGAAGUAGAUUCAGCGGAUGAACCUUUGCUUGGAUUACAAUUUGGUUGA
This is a messenger RNA of Penicillium argentinense, 351 nucleotides long. RefSeq names its product Dabb family protein. Lineage: Eukaryota; Fungi; Ascomycota; Eurotiomycetes; Eurotiales; Aspergillaceae. The record is from RefSeq and is a predicted model, not a curated record. The transcript has 3 exons. Bases 1 to 351 code for a protein of 116 amino acids.